AUGAGGAAAUUGGAUGUACUCCACCAGAAUGAUUUAGAAGGAAACCCCGAAAACAGAGAAUCCAACACCAAAAAGUAUAAACGGAGAAUUCCCAGUAUCUCCUAUGCUAAAUUUGUGGCCCUAUACCUACUGCAGAAAUGCUCUGCCAGCAACCGCAUCCUCUGUGCCAAGGACCACACGCCCAUCCAGAUGAAUGCAGCAAAGGGUGGAAAGGUCAUGGGCAGAGUUCACAGCCAGUUUAAAGCCUGUGCUAUCUGCGGGGCCAUCCGCAGGAUGGGUGAGUCACAUGACUCCAUUCUCCCCUUGGCCAAGGCCAACAGCAUCAUCUCAAAAAACUUUUGA
This is a messenger RNA of Lemur catta (Ring-tailed lemur), 342 nucleotides long. RefSeq names its product 40S ribosomal protein S21-like. The transcript is spliced from 2 exons. NCBI's taxonomy places the organism in Eukaryota, Metazoa, Chordata, Mammalia, Primates, Lemuridae. Gene Ontology annotation, cellular component: ribosome; cytosolic small ribosomal subunit. Gene Ontology annotation, molecular function: structural constituent of ribosome. The coding region runs from base 1 to 342 and encodes 113 amino acids. Gene Ontology annotation, biological process: endonucleolytic cleavage in ITS1 to separate SSU-rRNA from 5.8S rRNA and LSU-rRNA from tricistronic rRNA transcript (SSU-rRNA, 5.8S rRNA, LSU-rRNA); translation; endonucleolytic cleavage to generate mature 3'-end of SSU-rRNA from (SSU-rRNA, 5.8S rRNA, LSU-rRNA). The record is from RefSeq and is a predicted model, not a curated record.